AAUGCACCACGCAAUCAUACCAUGUGGCACAUUGCGCCACUCCGCUGACACGUAAUACGUGCAUGUACACGUUACACCGCCUGCUCGUAACCAUGGUGAUAGGCAAUAACAAAACAGGCGGCGUGGGCUUUAGGUUUUAUCGUACAGGAACCACAGUUUAUCUAGGACGGGGCUACGAUGAAGAGAAAUGGAAAUUCCACACCGAAAGUGACCGAUUACGCUGAGGAAGAAGUGAUUGCUCACCUGUGGGUGCAGCUGUUAAUUCACAUCAAUGUUUAUUUUUACGCCGUUUGGCUGCUGGUUGCAAUAGUGUUUCUACAUUACGAGUUCCUCAACAUAAGCGGAAUCGAGCAAACGUUGUCCAUCCUUUCGCUGGUGGUGGCAAUUCCGCUGGAAGUCUUCCGGCUCUAUCUCGGCCACACCGGCAACCUGAUGAGUGCGAUACCCAGUUUUGCUGGCUUUCUUAUACUGUCUACACUGAUUCAGCUGCCAUUGCAGAUUUACCUGCUGCUAGCAACGCACACGAUCAAUCAUUUAGCAGCAACCGUAACACAGUCGAUCGCGAUCGGUCUGCUGGUGCUGCAGAUUGUAGUUGGUGUGCCGGCAAUGCGUCAAAUAUCUGCUUUUCGCAGGAAACAGUUUCAAAUGCAACGGUGGCAAUAUGUGGGCAAGCGAGCCGACACGGCAAAGGAAGCGAAGGACGAGCAAUGAAAUCUCGGAAAAAACAGCAAAUUUUCACUAAAUAGUAUUACUUUGUACAAAAAAAAAACAGUUCAUUUAUUUAAAUUGUAAACGCGAACUACGCUUUGUAGGUUCGAUGUAAGUCAUGUUUGGUGUAGAAUUCAUUCAGAUGGGUCAAGUUGGCACGAAACAGUGCUAAAAAUUCCUCGAGUGCCUUUAAAUUGUCCAUGUUGGAGUCGGAUGUUCCCAGCAGCGAUGACCUUGAAGUAAGAAACGUGAAAUCUUCGUGAAUGCGGUACCCGCACUCGGGCCACUAUUUAUACGGCUUCAGUUGAACGGCCACAAGUUCGAUACUGACACUAACUGAAACACGAUACGCUUCCUUCGCUUGUGCUUCAGUUCCGUAAAACCGCGAGAAAGAAUUCGUGAUAUGGACAGCUGAGCUUACCUGAAAUGCCUUCUGAGCCAGAAAGCCAUGAUAUGGCAGCAGGCACUCCUCGUACGCCUUUUUAAGGUGCGGCUUCACCUGUUCGCUGCGCGUUUUGUCUUCGAGCAGGUUGCGAAAGAAUUGCUCCAUCAUUUCGAAUGCCCUGCCAAAAUGGGAGUAAAACAAGGUUAAUUUUCUCUCCACAGAACGGCCAUUAUUGCCGGUGGACGCACCUUUUAAGCCACAGCAAACCGUCCGUUACCGUGUCGAACGGGUUGUCGUUCCCGUCCUUGUCCUUCAGGAUUAAAUCCUCCAAGUACUUAAACAGCGACUCGUUCUGUUUGUAUUUGUCGGUUAUUUUCUACACAAAAAAGAGGAAAAUUCCAUUAAACAAAUCGAUCAUCUAAACUCAUUCACGGUUUUAGCACCAUA
Anopheles arabiensis is the source of this 1540-nucleotide messenger RNA. Its product is annotated as transmembrane protein 17-like. Gene Ontology annotation, cellular component: ciliary transition zone. Gene Ontology annotation, biological process: non-motile cilium assembly. The transcript is spliced from 5 exons. Lineage: Eukaryota; Metazoa; Arthropoda; Insecta; Diptera; Culicidae. The record is from RefSeq and is a predicted model, not a curated record. The coding region runs from base 178 to 711 and encodes 177 amino acids.